Morchella importuna is the source of this 2934-nucleotide messenger RNA. RefSeq lists its product as uncharacterized. The record is from RefSeq and is a predicted model, not a curated record. The transcript has 3 exons. The coding region runs from base 1 to 2934 and encodes 977 amino acids. Lineage: Eukaryota; Fungi; Ascomycota; Pezizomycetes; Pezizales; Morchellaceae.
AUGCCUCCAACCAUAGGUAUUUUCUCACGACGCAAAUGUAGCGGUGACAAAUCGCUCAAAGCCACGCCGUGCCCCCCGCAAUCCGAUCCCUACAUCCACAUGGGGACAACCUCCUCCACGAGCGCGGUUGAUACCCUCCCCCAUCUCCCGCAAGUUCCACAGCCACCGCAUUCUGCCCCACUUCUAGUGCCCCCUAAAAAGAAGAGCCUCCCAAAGCUCCCGCAGCCCGUGGCUUCCGGAUACGCAUCCGAGAGCGCCGGACUGGUGUUUGCACCCCGCCUCAACCGUUCCAAGACAUCAACUUUCGAUGAGCCUCCUCCCUCCGCGCGGGGCAGCACCCACAGUAGAUCAAAGACUUCACUCAACAGAUCAUCAAGCACAGGCCCAGGAGGAAGUCGGAGAACAAGGUCAUUCGAUCAGAAUCAGCCCAUGAUGGACUCUUUCCCAGCUCCUCCUGGUCAUCCCCAAAUAAUUUAUCCAGCUCCCCCGAACUCACCAGUAAAUCGGAGCGCGCCUCGUAAUAGGGUCCCGGUCCCGCGGCGGCCCUCGACGUCGCAACAGCAGCUCUAUUCACCCGUGUCGCCGCUUCAAGGUUUGCAGACAGUAUACUCACCUGUAUCGCCGCUGUAUCUGGCGAGUCCACCUUUGUCACCGGAGGAUGCGGCGGAGAACCCACAACUUGGCUACAAUGCUAUUGGCGCGGCGGAUUAUAGAGGGACGGGGCAGCAGGAUUUUACGAGGGAGAUUGGGGAGUUGAAAAAGGCGAUAUAUCUUCGAGAUAACGUGAUUGCAAAAUAUGCCGCCAACUUUGAUAUCGACCAGGUCAUCUCGGCCCCACCCACGCAAUGCGAGAACCAGCGUGUAAACCAGAUAAUCUCCUCUCGAGUCCGAGAUGUCCAAGCGCCCCAUAACGAUCAGGAAAACCAACCCUUCCAGCCACUCCACAAUUUAAACAAUCCCAAAAGAGAAUCUAAUCCCGAAGACCUUGAGAAGAUCCAAAAGCUAAAACGCCUAGAGCGCGAACUCGUCGACGCAGUCCAAGGGAAAGAGCGAGAGCUCGAAUACCUACGAACCCACAGCCAAGGCUACCAAGAGAAGCUAUCGGCCCUAGAAAGAACCAUCGCACAGAAAGAUGAAGAGCUCGAGAAUGCCCGAUUUAAGCUCCAUGAAGCAAACCGCCACCGACCUACCCCGUCUAUGGAGGGCAUCUCCGACAUGGGCCUGGCCGAUAUUGGGCGAAAGCUCAUGGAGGAAAUCAGGCGGCGAGAGAGGGCUGAAAAGAAGCUAGCAGAGACGCUUGUAAAAAAUAGAUCAGACCUGGAAACAGUCUUGAUGGAGGAGGAGCGGAAGAGGGGCGACAUCAGAGCGGCCGUCUGGAAGGAGUUUGAGCAGAAUCUCCAGAGCGAGGAGCGUAGGAGGGAGGAGAUGCAGAAGAGGUCAAAGGAGCACCUGGACCACGUUCUAGCGGAGGAGGAAAAGAGACGGGUAGAGCUGAACUGGCUAUACGGCGAGAAGAUCGAGAACAUCGAGCUCUUGAGGCGCAGCGAAGAGGAGGAAUACAAGCGAAAUCUAGCGGCGUUACGGGAGGAGAAAACACGACUAGAGAAACAAGUAAAAGACAGUGCGGAAGAGUCGGAGAGGAGUAGACAGUCUGUUCGUACCCAGAGGGAUGCGAACGAAGAGCUUCUUGACAUGACCAAGAGGAUUAAUACUCGUUUGGGGGAAGAGAAAAAGAAGAAUAGACUCCUCGAGGAGAAAAUGAACCAGAUCUCCGAGGACGCGCUGAACAACGUCUCAGGCGCAAACCGCGAGGUUUCCAUGUUGAAAAACGUGAUCGAAGACAAGGACGCGCAGAUUCAAUACUUUGAACGAGAGCUUGCGGCAAUCAAGGCUGAAAGGACUGGCAUGCAAGAAGCUUGGGGAGGGCUAGAAAGCGAACUUGAGGAAUCUCGAAAGGCUCUUCUGGAUCGCGAUGAAGUGGUGAAAGGUCUAGAAGAGGAGAAAUCUGGGGUGGCAGAUAGACUAGAGGCCUACCGGAAAGAGUUGGAAGACUUCAAACAGCAGGUCAGCACUGACGACCAGCGAGCCAGGAUUCCCGAGAUGCAGGAUAUGGUCAAGGUCAUGGAAUCGAUGAAGGGCGAUAUCGAGCUCUACAAGCAGGACGUGAGGGGAUACAAGAAGGACGUCAAGAAGCGGGAUAACCUCAUAAGGGACUUGAAACGGAGUGUUUUUGAACUAGAAUCGCUUCUAGAGAAAAAAACAUCGGAAGCGAGGGCUCUACAAAACGCUCUCGACACCCAGGGGGGUUAUCGAGCAGAUUCUCCAGCCUCCAUGGAUAGCUCUGGCACCGAGUCAAAGUCUACGUCCCCUCUCCCCGACGGCACUGCAAUGCUCAAAUCCAAGAUCCAAAUGUACGAGAAAGAGUACCGGACAAUCUACGAGGAACACGAGGCUCUCAAGAGGAAGCACGAAAUGUUCAGCGCUCAGCAGUCACUCAUGCUCGCAGAGAUGGACCGCCAGCUAGUCCGUGCCCGCAGGGAAAAGGAUGCAAUUGAAGCGUCUGCAAUCAAGCAGAUCAAGAAAAUCCAGCAAGGGUUUUUGAUACUCUCGCAAAACGCUGUGGCUGGGCAACUGGCUGGCAUUGGCGGUGCUGCGGCGCUAAAGAAGUAUCAAGAGGUCCCGUUGCCUCCGAUACCAAAGGGCCCGCCACAGGAGCCGCUGCCAGUGCCCAAGAGGUCAAACACUGGGUCGCGGAAAGGUGUGAACAGGACUAAAUCGGGGAGGAGACACUCUUCACUUUCUGGCAUAACACCGCCGGCCCUUGGAGUGGGGAAGAUGGAGCCUGUGCCAAAGAUAGUUACUCACAAGUCCAUGGAGAAGCUAAAGUCAAGCCCCAAGUUGAUGGACGAUGAAGAGGAGGUUAUCGAAUGGUGA